Prorocentrum cordatum is the source of this 300-nucleotide messenger RNA. The record is from the annotation of a GenBank genome assembly. Lineage: Eukaryota; Dinophyceae; Prorocentrales; Prorocentraceae.
AUGAUCGCAGGUGCGCCUCCCGCCCCGCCGUACGAGGCCGCCGUGCGGGCGGCCACGCCGGUGCUUGUGCCGCCAGUGCCGGCCGCCGUGGGGAGGGCGCCCUUGUGCGCGAAGAGGGGCUGCGUGAUGCAGCCCUCCGACGUCACGAGCGCCUCGCGGAGCCAUUACUUCUGCGACCGCUGCUCCGGCCGCUCCGCCGCCCAGCACCUGGGGGGCAGCACGCGGCGGUGGACCUGCGUGAGGUGUGACUACGACAUCUGCUUCAAGUGCCACCCAGAGCCUGGGGCCACCGGAGCCUGA